AUGGCCACUCCAUGUAACAUAACUUCCUUUCCUUCAGAUCUUUUGAACGAGAUCCUUCUCAAAACAGCUUCUUCUUCGUACGCAGAUCUUUGUCGAGCAAGAAUUUCUUCCAAAACUCUAAACGACAUUUCUAAUGAAAAGGGUUUUAAUAAAUUCGUGGAUUUAAUCUCUCUGAAAAAACCAUGGGUUUGGGAUCAACAUGGGAGGAUGACUACUUUCUUUGGAUGCUGCUUAGAGUCGGGCAAUCCAACCUCGUUAUUCCUUAGAGGUGUGUAUGUCUUUUUCUACGAAGAAAAUCUACAAGCAGGGCUGGCUAUAAUUAAGGAUGCAUCACACGCUGAAUGCCUUAUGGCUACAUACUGUCACACUAUGCUUUGUCUAACCAUGGAUGGCAGCGAUGAAGUAUUCAACUCCAGUAUUGAUCUUUCUCGAGCUGAUGCAGUGGAGAUGAGAAUGGCUAUGAACCGCAGCAACAGGCGAAGCUCGAUCUUUGGAUGGGUGGGCAAAAUCUGGAAGCUCUUUAUGUCGAGCAGCUUUGCGAUCCCUGCUUUUGGAAAUUAG
Molecule: messenger RNA, 561 nt
Organism: Eutrema salsugineum
Lineage: Eukaryota; Viridiplantae; Streptophyta; Magnoliopsida; Brassicales; Brassicaceae
Exons: 2
Coding region: 1-561 (186 amino acids)
Source: RefSeq, a predicted model, not a curated record